CGGCCCCCUGUGCGUCCAAGGCCGGCGAUGGAUGGCGUGUAGCCUGAGUGGACAUCUGCGAGGCGGGCUACCCGGACGUGGGGCUGUCGUCCUUGUUCAGCCGCUGUGCCCUUUUGAUUGUUCCAACCGGAGAAAUCCGUGAGUUUCCAGGGGACUUUAAUAAAAGCCUAAGAUUUCUCGGUCAGCUGUCUUGGGUAGAACCUCCCAUCUCAGUUCCCCGAUCUGAGGAGAGUGAGCUGAAUUCACCCCUUCCAUUUUGUUCUGAAUCCUCAAAAAUAAAGACAUCGCGUCAGGAGCUACAGGCUCACCCUCCUUCCCACCUGAAGAGUGAAUGAAGACUUUCAGAUAAAUACCACACGGGAAUAGUGAGGGGGACAUUGAUCACUGAAGUGGCCUGGUCAACAUCGAGCGAAGGACCCCUUAUUGUUUUCCAAAGAUGCUGCAGAAGUAGUCUUUGCCAGUACUGCUUUCCUUCCCUCAGCCAAAGCUCUUCACACCACCAUGGGCUGCAUGAAAUCAAAGCAAACCUUCCCAUUUCCUACCACAUUUGAGAAUGAGAAGCAACAUGAAAGUGAAGAAGCCUUUAUACCAGAAGAGAGACUUCUACCUAAGAUGCCCUCUUCAGGCACCACCCAAAAGGCUGGGAAAGUAAUUCCACCACCCAGUACUGUGAUCCUCAAAUAUGCAGAAUCCCUGGCUCAGGAGAUCGUGAAGGAUGCCUUAAAUCAAUGGGCAAGCAAUAACACCAAGUACUGUGACAUCCCAUACAUUGAGAAUGACAGCUCUGACACUGCAGGAUGAUGGAACUUUCCUGAACUUUGCAUAUAGCCGGUGCUAGUUUAAAUACAUGAGGCAAAAGCAAACACUGGUGUGAAUAAGUACAAAUAAGUCCACCUGGAUGUAAAAACAUGUGUGAUAAAUGCCACAAGUAUAGGAAUACUUAAGAAGAACUUGUGUUUUAAGCAGUUCUCUGUUAAUGGCAAUUUACAUUGCAUCUAGGUCACAGGCUGGACUGAGGGCAUGAGCCUCAGUAAUCAGCUGUCAUGUCAUAGCACAUCUUCCCCAGGCACCAAAGAGAAUGCUGGGAAAUAAGUGCCCCAAGUUCCAAGUGGCUGUUUUAUUGGAUUAUUUUUUAAAUGACUAUUUCUUUUAUAC
This is a messenger RNA of Perognathus longimembris pacificus (Pacific pocket mouse), 1155 nucleotides long. RefSeq names its product chromosome 4 C2orf88 homolog (gene Akap19). The transcript has 2 exons. Lineage: Eukaryota; Metazoa; Chordata; Mammalia; Rodentia; Heteromyidae. Bases 502 to 801 code for a protein of 99 amino acids. Gene Ontology annotation, molecular function: protein kinase A regulatory subunit binding. The record is from RefSeq and is a predicted model, not a curated record.